Salvelinus namaycush (lake trout) is the source of this 1881-nucleotide messenger RNA. Its product is annotated as potassium voltage-gated channel subfamily D member 2-like. The record is from RefSeq and is a predicted model, not a curated record. The coding region runs from base 1 to 1881 and encodes 626 amino acids. Gene Ontology annotation, molecular function: A-type (transient outward) potassium channel activity; protein binding. Gene Ontology annotation, biological process: potassium ion transmembrane transport; protein homooligomerization. Gene Ontology annotation, cellular component: voltage-gated potassium channel complex; membrane. The transcript is spliced from 6 exons. NCBI's taxonomy places the organism in Eukaryota, Metazoa, Chordata, Actinopteri, Salmoniformes, Salmonidae.
AUGGCUGCAGGAGUGGCGGCAUGGCUCCCCUUCGCCCGCGCGGCGGCUAUAGGAUGGAUGCCGGUUGCUACCGGUCCUAUGCCCAUUCCUCCCCGGGAAAAUAAGAAAUCCCAAGACCAGGGACUUAUCAUCCUCAACGUCAGCGGUCAGAAGUUCCAGACGUGGAGUAACACUUUGGAACGUUACCCGGACACUUUACUGGGGAGCACCGAGAAGGAUUUCUUUUUCCACGAGGAAACAAAAGAGUACUUUUUUGACCGUGACCCUGAUAUUUUUAGACACAUUCUGAAUUUCUAUCGCACGGGAAAACUGCACUACCCACGCCAAGAGUGUAUUGCAGCUUAUGAUGAAGAGUUGUCGUUUUUUGGGAUCAUACCUGAGAUUAUUGGAGACUGUUGCUAUGAGGAGUACAAGGACCGGCGGCGCGAGAACCAGGAGAGGCAGCAAGAUGACGAGGACGAUGAGAAAGAAGAUAUAGCUCCGCCAAACAUGACCUUCCGGGAGUACAUGUGGCGGGCUUUUGAGAACCCCCACACGAGCACCACGGCCCUGGUCCUCUACUAUGUCACCGGGUUUUUCAUAGCCAUCUCAGUCAUGGCCAACGUGGUGGAGACGGUGCCGUGUGGAACCCUCCCCAACCGCGCCAAGGAGAUCUCAUGCGGGGACCGUUACGCAGUGGCCUUCUUCUGCCUGGACACGGCCUGCGUCAUGAUCUUUACCAUCGAGUACCUCUUACGGUUAAUCGCAGCCCCCAGCCGGUACAACUUUAUGAAGAGUGUGAUGAGCAUCAUCGACGUGGUUGCCAUCAUGCCUUACUACAUCGGCUUGGUCAUGACGGACAAUGACCAAGUGAGCGGGGCUUUCGUCACCCUCAGGGUCUUCCGGGUUUUCAGGAUUUUCAAAUUCUCCCGGCACUCUGCGGGGCUGCGUAUCCUGGGCUACACACUGAAGAGCUGCGCCUCGGAGCUGGGCUUUCUGCUCUUCUCCCUCACCAUGGCCAUCAUUAUCUUCGCCACUGUGAUGUUCUACGCAGAGAAGGGCUCCGCUUCCACCAAGUUCACCAGCAUUCCCGCUGCUUUCUGGUACACCAUUGUCACCAUGACAACGCUGGGAUACGGUGACAUGGUACCCAAGACCAUCGUGGGGAAGGUGUUUGGGUCCAUCUGUUCUCUGAGCGGGGUGCUGGUCAUUGCCCUGCCUGUCCCCGUCAUCGUGUCCAACUUCAGCCGUAUUUACCACCAGAGCCAGCGGGCAGAGAAACGACGAGCUCAAAAGAAAACCCGGAUCGCUAAAAUCCGUGCAUCGAAGAGCCAGGGCACUACCGCGUAUAUGCACUACAAACACUACAACGGUCUUCUUCUCUCUGUGUACCCCAAGGCGUCCAAGGAAGCAGGACAGCUCCUAGUGGGAAAACCCAACAUUCCCUUUGAGAGCCAUCAUCACCACCUUCUACACUGCCUGGAGAAGACCACAAAUCAUGAGUUUAUUGACGAGCAGACUUUCGAGACCAACUGUAUGGAGGUAACCAUGGUGAACAAAUCCGGAUCUCGAGCCUCGUCCCUGUCGUCGUCUCCCUCCGGCCUGUCGUCCUGCUGCUCCAGACGACACAGGAAGAAGAGCUCCAGUCUGGCCAACUGUAACAACCAGGAGCUUUCCACCAUCCAGAUCAGAGAGAGGCCUGUGGUCAACAGUCGCUCCAGUCUGAACGCCAAACUAGACUCUGAGACGGUGCCGUUGAAGAGCGAGCCCUACAUCACCACCUCCGUGGUCAACCUGCGUCCCGCCCCUCUCCCAUUGGUGACAUCAUCAGACGGUGACGGAUCCACCAGCUCCACCGUCAAUUAUUCUCAGAGCAACAUUGUCAGAGUGUCAGCCUUGUAG